CCUCGCUCCAUCAGGAGGUAGCGAAUUAGUCUGGAGUAGUUCAUAAUAUUGUUUUUCUCCACGACUUUUUUGAAAGCCAUUACACUAACUCCAUCACAAUGACGCUACAAGAAUGGAGUGGCCAGAUGUCGGCGUAUGGCGUGAGCAAUCAAACGGUCGUCGACAAAGUGCCGCAGGAAAUGUUACAUCUGGUCGAUCCCCACUGGUUCCAAUUUCCACCAAUGAAUCCCCUUUGGCACGGUCUAUUGGGUUUUACAAUUGGCGUACUCGGCUUCAUUUCAAUGGUCGGCAACGGUAUGGUCAUCUACAUUUUCUCAUCAACAAAGAAUCUGAGGACACCAUCAAAUUUACUUGUAGUAAAUCUAGCCUUUUCUGAUUUCCUAAUGAUGUUUACAAUGUCACCUGCUAUGGUUAUCAAUUGUUAUUACGAGACCUGGGUAUUUGGUCCUUUUGCCUGUGAAUUAUAUGGUUGCGCUGGUUCAUUGUUCGGCUGCAUAUCUAUCUGGACGAUGACUAUGAUUGCUUUCGAUCGCUACAACGUCAUCGUCAAGGGAAUAGCCGCUGAGCCGAUGACAAAGAAGGGAGCUUUAUUACGGAUUCUAUUCGUAUGGUUUGCUUCAUUGGCUUGGACAUUAGCGCCUCUGUUUGGAUGGAACAGAUAUGUCCCAGAAGGUAACAUGACUGCGUGUGGUACCGACUAUUUAACUAAAGAUUGGUUCAGUCGCAGUUACAUUGCUGUUUAUGGAUUCUUCGUUUACUUUGCCCCCUUGUUGCUGAUUAUCUACUCAUAUUAUUUCAUUGUUAAGGCCGUUGCCGCUCAUGAAAAAUCAAUGAGGGAACAAGCUAAGAAAAUGAAUGUCGCUUCUUUAAGAUCAUCGGAGUCCGCAAACACUAGUGCUGAAUGUAAAUUAGCUAAGGUUGCACUAAUGACCAUUUCUCUUUGGUUCCUGGCGUGGACUCCGUAUUUGAUCAUUAAUUUCACCGGCAUCUUCGAGAGCGCGCCGAUCAGCCCGCUCGCCACCAUCUGGGGCUCUCUCUUCGCUAAAGCUAAUGCUGUCUACAAUCCUAUUGUAUACGGUAUUAGUCAUCCACGAUAUCGAGCUGCUCUGUACAAGAAGUUCCCAUCCCUUUCCUGUCAAGCGACGUCAGACGAAGUUGACUCGGUUGCGUCAAACGUCACAGCUGUGUCAAACGAGAAACCAGCGGCGUGAAUAUUCAAGGAAACUAAUUAAUGAUUCAUCUACUCUAAGAACGGAAAACUAACGACUGGCUUUGUUUUAUGGUUUGAUUACAGAAUGUAUUAUAAUAAAAGCAAACGGUUUUUACCGACAUGAAGAUUA
Molecule: messenger RNA, 1340 nt
Organism: Papilio polytes (common Mormon)
Lineage: Eukaryota; Metazoa; Arthropoda; Insecta; Lepidoptera; Papilionidae
Product: opsin-1-like
Exons: 9
Coding region: 99-1211 (370 amino acids)
Biological process (GO): phototransduction; G protein-coupled receptor signaling pathway; visual perception
Cellular component (GO): membrane
Molecular function (GO): G protein-coupled receptor activity
Source: RefSeq, a predicted model, not a curated record